This is a messenger RNA of Trypanosoma rangeli, 4044 nucleotides long. RefSeq names its product putative dynein heavy chain. Gene Ontology annotation, cellular component: non-motile cilium; cytoskeleton. NCBI's taxonomy places the organism in Eukaryota, Euglenozoa, Kinetoplastea, Trypanosomatida, Trypanosomatidae. The coding region runs from base 1 to 4044 and encodes 1347 amino acids. The transcript has a single exon. Gene Ontology annotation, biological process: negative regulation of canonical Wnt signaling pathway. The record is from RefSeq and is a predicted model, not a curated record.
AUGGGUCGCAGUCGCUCGGCGGAACAAACCGCCCGCGUGUUACUGUCGAGUGCGAUUCGGCACGACACAUGGGAAUGCCGGGCCUCGAGUGAGGCCGUGGCGGGUACCCUGCUCACGCUGCGGCUUCUGUGGGAGGAGUGGCCGAUGGUGCCUGCCUCCAACGACGUGAUUGCUCUGCACAUGACCUUCUACGACAAGGUGGCCUGCAGCUUCGUUGGGGCCACGUACGCCGUGACGCGAAGUGCCAUGGCAGAGCCGCUUCUGUUUCGCAGCCGUGCGGAGGAUAUGGUUUUGGCGGUGGAGGUAGUGGCCCGAGAUGCACGGCAUGACGCGCCGGUGGGGGGACGACGCGUGCUGCUGUGGGGUUAUGUCCCGCUGACGGAGGUGUGUGCCUCGCACACCCUCGAGCUACGCCCCGGCAGCGCCCAGCUGCUUCGGCUGAACGCCACGUCAUGGCCGUGUGUUAAUGCCGCGGACAGGGCUGUCAGUCUGAAGUACACCUGCACGUCUGUGAGGGAUGUUGUGUUGACGCAGCUCAUGUCGCGUCUGGUGCCGCCUGGCAUUAUCGUCACGCAGAGUUUUACGGAAAACACACCGCAAGCCGUCGCCAAGUCCUUUCGCUGCGUUGUGCGUAAUGUUCAGCUCCACCCCACACUGGAGAACACGGAGUGGCGUGACAAAACGGCGGAGUGGCGCGUUGCCGCGGUGGCGCACAAUGGGUACCAGCAGCUUGGACAGGGCGCUGAGAUCCCGCUGGUGUUUGACGACGACCUCGCCCCGUCGCCUCCCAACUCCAACUCAAUUACCACCACCAGCAGUCGCAGCGUUACCGCCUCCAAAUCUAGCUACACCUCUACUUCUACCUCCACAUAUGUCUCUUUGGAAGAGACGACGCGGUUGUCGUCGUGCCUUGUGCACUCCGUUACACCGUUAGAAAUAGAUGGGCUUCCUGUGCAUUCGACGACGUCCUUGGUAUUUGCCAUACGACGGAGGAGGGCGGACGAGAAGCGUUUCGAGGUGCUUGGAUUCGGUGUUUUCCCGUUGUGCGUGAUGCCCAUGAAGGAUCGCGACAUUCAUGUAGAGAACCUACCCACGCUCCAGGGGCCCUUCUCCUGCCGUGACCCGCGGAUGUUGAUGUUGGAGUCCUCGUCACCGUACGGCAAGCUGCCACUUACCAUAACACUGACGGUGGAGUACCACGACACUCUUGUUGUGGAUCAGCUUCCGGCGUUGUUGCCCACCUCGCAGCCAGUCGGCGAGGAAGUGAAGCAGCCAGCAGACAGGGAGGGCGGCAGAAAGGAAUUAUUGGCGGAGGCGCAUGAUAUCAUGCAAAGCUUUCCCCCUCCGAUUGGAGCACUGGUGAAGUCAAUGGGGAUUAUAUCGACGGAAGAACCGGGGGCGGCCGCUGCGCAACCUGCUGGUUUGGAGGGGACGACGAAAGGAUCAACGUCGCAAGCUUCACCAUCUGUGGAGCUUACGUAUCCCUCCCGUGAUGCAUUUGCCGCGGAUAAACGCCUCACCGAAGAUCGCGCCUCAGUUGACGUGUUCAAAAUGCUUUGUGAGAUCAUGGAAGAGCUGCGUCGCUUGCGUGAGAUGCAGGAGUCAGCCAUGCGGCACGGAUCUACAAGGAAGGCAUCCGUUGUACCUGCUGAUGAGGUUGGUAGGCGGUUAGACGAUGCUGCAGGCAUUGAGGUGGUUGAUCUCUCCCCCAUGUCUGUUGCUAUCUCGUGGGAAACGCGUUGUCGUCUUGAAGAGGGCUUGCAGCCCAUACUUCAUCCCUUACGAGGCACGCGUCUUGAGGACCAGGUGCUGUCAUGUGGCCAGGACAUGAUGACGUCACUGGACGGUAUUCGUUUUGAGGGUCUCACCAUGGACGCCGCCAUGGAUGUGCCAGAGGAUGUCUGCUUCAUUUUUUCAUUUGGUUCUCUCCCGCUGCAGACGAUUGGCCCCGCUCGUACCACGUGCAUAGAAAAAACCCCGCAGCUGCGGACGUUUAAGUUGUACGAGGGGGCGCAGCGUGGUGGGAUGGUGUGGUGUGAGCCACUUGAGGCGGCGGAGGACCCUUUUAUGCAGAAGUACCGUCAGUCCACAGAUGCGACGCUCUACAUUCAUGUCUACAACGCCCUCACUAUGUUUUACGUUGGCAGUGUGGCGAUGCAGCUAGCGCACUUUCGCCGCCCCUACAACGCGGAACACGCAUGCAUUCCGAUGGAUAUCCCGCUCUACCGUGACCUCAGCCUCACGGAGAAAAACAUACCAUCGAAGGUGUUCCCUAUUGUGCGCAACGUUGGCCAGAUGCACGUGACGCUCUUCUGCGUCGCCGCCAAGGGAGGGUUCACCGCACAGUCACAAAACAAAAUUGUGGAGCCGUCAAGAGGUCCGCGGGUGAUUGUUGCAAAAAAACUGCCGCAUGCAAGCCUCAUAGAACAAAAUUUUAUGGAAGGAAGCAAGGAAGAUGCAGGCGUGGAGGCGUCGGCGGAAACGGGUGCUGCACACGCGCCGAACGCGGUGCGGAGGGCAUCCCAAGCCUCUUCAAUGCCCCCAUCCUCCGCAUCACUGCAGGGGCAGCAGCAGCAGAUAGCGUAUGCAGCUUCCGAUGCAAACGGGGCAACGUCGGACCUGCAUUGGCGCCGCGCGCAGCAUGUGAAGCAGGUGUACGGCAAUGGAACGACAUUACCCGGAGUGCCGCAGGAGCAUCGCUCGCGGGAAGGGGACCUGGAGUUCCGCCUGCGCUAUCUUGACAAGCAGCGGGAUGAGAUGAAGUCCCGCAAGAUUGCGGAGGCGUUGGUGGAGCGACUGACGGUGCACCAUUAUGUAUGUGUCACCUCCUAUCGCCCGGAGCUGACGCGUACGCCGUUUCAAAAUCCGUUUAGCUCUGCCAUGCAGUUUGCUGUGGAGGUGGACACCGCCGCGCAGGGCGCGUUGGGCACCGUCACUGCUCCGUCUUUUUACCUCGGCCCACGAGAACGCACGGAGGUGGUUCUCGCCGUCCGGCUCAACGCGACGGGAGACACACGAGGCGGCGAACCCAAACACCUCCGUGCCCGUCUUUUUAGUGGUGGGCGCGAGGUGGUGUGCAUCGUUGACAUCCACGCCACCGUGGGCCCACCGGUGGUGGACCGUCGCUUUGAGAUUUAUGGUCCGGCAGGGACGGAGGUUUCGAAAAAGCUCUUCUCGCGGCUCUUCUCCUCCGCCAUGUUUCCCAUCACCUCUGAUAGGGCAAGGCUGCUUGUACGCAUGCGCGACCUGUGUGCCCGCAUCUCUAUCAACUCGGAGACUACGACGGCGGAGGCGAACGCCGUGCUCGACCCCAUCACACAGACGUACAUCACCGCAUGGGAGGAGGUCACGGUGCACACGACAAUCCCACAUGAUGAGAACGUGCUGCGGACGGAGUAUUUGGUCCUAUACAAAGAUGCUGCCAUGAGUGAAGUGAUUGAGACGUGGGAACUCUGUUUCUUUGCCUGCCAGGCCGUCACCUCGCGUGAAUUGCUCUUUGGGCAGACGACGACGGUUUCCCUCCCUGCAGCUGGGGUAGAGGCACUUUACUGCAAUCACCCUCACGUGAAGGUGGAGCGGCGCGAAGGUGCCUACUUGCUGCAUCUGCGACCACCAGAGGUGGGAACGCAGCAGCUUCUGUUGCACGCGCUAACAAAUCACCACCUGGCCAAGACCUUGUUGACGGUCCCCACCGUGUAUCCCACACCGACGUACACCCAGACGUUGGAAUUUGGCCUGGCGGACACCACAGCGCCGAUAUUCCGCCGUCUGCAGUUCGUACAUCGUGGAGUGAGGGAGGAAGUGUUUACGGUGCACCAGAACUAUAAAUACCAGCUCCGUAUCACGCCGAAGCAGUUUGCUCUGGCCCCUGGCGAUACACAGUUUAUUGCGUUGCAGCUUGACAUGCUUAGUCUGCCUGAGGGACAGAUGGAGGGACGCUGGCCAAUGUGGAUUUUUAUCAACAACGCAGAUGACAAGACGAUUGAGUCGUAUUUGCUGCAUGUUGUACUACGUGCCCACCGCGUCGUGCACGACAUGGCGUAG